CGAACCUCUUCAGUUUACUAUCGUAAGCUCGCUCGUACAGGUGAGCGUCGCGCUCACGGCGAUCGAGUGACACGGUUCUACGAGAAUUAGGGACGAGCGCGUCCGCCGAUGCCUUGAUUCGCGCGAUUCAUUCAGAUGAGAGAUACGCAGUUUCGACGCAGCGAUGCGAUUGUCGAGUGCAUUUAGAGCCCGGAGAUGUAUCAAUAUGUGAUACGUUACGUAUCGCGCGAAAAGUGUGCUUAAAAUAUAACAAAAGUCGGCUGGAGGGAGUUGCACUUUUUCAACUCAUGCGAAAAUCUAUGUUUGGUUAACGACGGAUGACUGCGUAGAGUUUUCUUGAAAACUCGUACGGGCACCUCGAAGCGCGUCGAUUGUCGAUUGUAGUAAUGUGCUUGACGAAAAAUACGAAUAAUCGCGUCAGUUCGAUCAGUCAGCGACGAUUUAGCGCUAAAAGAACCGGCGAUGGAAACGAACCAACUGAUUUAAUCCGAUUGGUGAGCUCGCUGGUACUACUGGCACACUUGGACAUACAAAUAUAUCUCGCGCGCUUAGUGAUUACGCUAACGAUAGUGCUGACGAACGUGCUGACGGCUCGAGUUACGAUAGAACAACUGUGCAAAUAGAAACAUUCAUUUUCAUGUCUGCCGCCCCGGUUGUUCCCGCCCUCACACUGUACAUCGCAUGAGAGUUCUGGUGAUUCCGAAGAAAGUCGCAGCGGAUACGCUAUAAUUGCACGAUCGGUUUACGUACCGAUUUCAGGACACCGAAAGCUGAUCUAAUCGUGGAACGUUCUACGAAAGCGAUCAUGUCGAUUAGAAGUAUCUCUCCAUCAAGAUGACGUCGGAUAAGCAAACGGAUUCGUCCUCUUGGCUUUUACGAUCCUGCAAGAGAAGUCGGUUUAAAAUAGAAUUAUUCUACCUGGUUUUCGGAUGUUUGUUGACGCAUUGUUCGGCUAGAAACAACCCUCCCAGAUUCCUCAUAGACGGACACACGGAGAUCGUGCUUAGGCUAAAGGAAGGACCAGAAACUCCAAUUGGCAGCAGUAUUUACAAACUCAAAGGCUUCGAUGAGGACGGUGACAAGUUGGUAUUUGGCGUCCGGGAUCAGCCCGGUAGCGAUGUGAUUCGAGUCGUGAAUAUUAGCCCCACCGAAGCCAACAUUUACCUGAACAAGUUGCUGGACAGAGAGACCAAGGAUGAAUUUGCGCUCGUGUUAACGUUGACGGACGGCAGACUGGGCGAGGGAAAUUUCAUCACGCAGAGCUUGCUGCUUCUGGUCGAAGAUAUUAACGAUAACGUACCGAUCUUUCGUCCACACCCGCCCUCGUUGACCCUUCGUGAAAACGCCAGGCCGCGUGUUUUAACGACGCUGGAAGCCACCGACGCCGACCUGGGCGCCCAUGGCCAAGUGGUCUAUUACUUGCAAGAGUUGGAUGGCGACAACAAUCUCUUCAAUAUUACAACGGUGAAUGGCAAGGGUGUCAUACGCUUAGUCGGCUCGUUGGACUACGAGCGGAAGUAUCUGUACCAACUGAGGAUCCUAGCUGUGGAUCACGCGAUAAGCGAAAAGGUAAACACAGGAACAACCGCGAUUUUGAUCAACGUACAGGAUGUGGAGGACCAGCCGCCGGAAUUCAUAACCAUGACGCCUGUGGCGAGGAUCAGCGAGAAUUCCAGGAUUGGCACAUCUGUUCUGCAAGUUCGUGCCGUGGACGGCGACAAGGGGAUAAACAACAAGGUUACGUAUAGUAUUACAGAAGGGCCGAGAUAUCUAUUCGAUAUUGAUGCAACGUCCGGCCUCGUGUUCACUACCGCACCGUUAGACAGAGAAGCCGACGAGAAUAGCGAUGGCGCUUACAUUCUGGAAAUUACGGUGAAAGAAGUGUCGAAGAUCGUUCCAGCGCCGUCCGUGAUUACCGAAGUCACAAUCAUCCUCACAGAUGUGAACGACGAGACGCCCAAGUUUAGAAGCAUGCUAUACCGCGCUGAAAUAAACGAGAAUGCGCCGCAAAAUACUCCGGUCAGUUUCAUCGGUGAUGCCGUGCCAGAGAUUUUCGAUCACGACUUGGGUACCAACGGCACGUUUCAAAUAUUUAUCGAAGGUGACGGUGGAAUGUUCGAUGUUACGCCAUCCCGAGGGAUUAACGAGGCGCCGUUUUUAAUACGCGUUAAGGACUCGAGCAAAUUCGAUUUUGAAAAAAUAUCAGUGGUGAACUUCACUCUCGUCGCGAAAGAAAUCACACCAAUCUCUCCAAAAUACAGCGCUGUACCGGUCACGGUUUUCAUAAAAGAUCAGAACGACAAUUAUCCUGAAUUUACGAAAAACGUGUACGAGGUCUCGAUUCCUGAAAACUGUGCCGAUGGAACCACCGUAGCUUGGGUACAGGCCUUGGACGAAGACAGCGGUAACUUCGGAACCCAUGGAAUACGAUAUACAACUUUAGGCGGUAGCAUUGCACACGCGCUAACGAUGCAUCCUCUCACCGGUAUAAUAACAGUCAAACAUUCCGGGUCCAAUUUCGAUCGAGAAUUAGUAGCUCGGCAUUAUCUUACAGUCGAAGCCCGAGACGAUCUCGGAAAGGGGAACCGCAAUGCCGCGCAAUUGAUAGUCAAUGUUGACGAUGUCAACGACAACGCGCCUGUGUUUCUGCAGAACAGAUACGAAGCGGUGCUCUUGGAGAACGAGGAUCACUUCGAGUCUCCUCUGAUCGUCGAGGCGUUUGACAUCGAUUUGAAUGGGACGCGAAACAGCGAGGUGGUUUACGCUCUGCUAUCGGGCGAAUUCUCUCGAAAUUUCACGAUCGAUUCGAAACGUGGCGUUAUAACGCCCAUGCACCCUCUCGAUUACGAGGCUCUGCCCAUCAAACAGGGACACAAAGAAACGGCUAUACGUCCACUGAGACUAACAGUGCGAGCUAGAGAUACGGGCAUACCGAGCAUGAGCUCCGACGUUCCUUUGAUUAUUUAUUUGAAGGACGUCAACGACAACGCGCCCGCUUUCGAAAGAACAUUGUACAAAAGGAACAUUCCCGAGGACUCGGCGGGCGGCACGAGCGUUGUGCAGGUGAAAGCUUGGGACAAGGACUUGUCGUCGCCCAAUAACAAAUUGGUAUAUCGAAUUCAAAGCGGGGCUGGAGACAAGUUUGUAAUUAGUCCCGAAAAGGGCGUGAUCCGAGUGGCUCCUGGCUCGAAUUUAGACCCGGAUUUGACGUCGCCGAAAACAACGAUGUACAACUUAAACGUUAUCGCGAUCGACAGCGGCACAGAGAUACAACGGACGGCCGAGGUUCUUGUGAACAUCACGAUCAUCGAUGUCAAUAAUAAACCGCCCAUUUUCAUGGAGCCUGGAACUGUCACCAUCAGAGAGAACACUCAGGUUGGUGCGUACGUUCAUCGCGUAGUGGCGCAGGAUCCGGAUGUGGCUCCGAUUCUGCGUUAUCAGGUGGAUCCCAACUCGUCGGAAGCGCGAAAUGAGGAAGGCACGUUGAUUAAGAUACAAGAAUACGAUUAUUUGGCAGCGCUGGAAUUAAAUGCGUUAGACGGUCUGUUACGCAUAAUCAAAUUGUUGGACAGGGAAAGAGUGGAGAUCAUCAGACUGGGACUUGUGGUUGAGGAUUUUGCCGCAGCAAGAGGCGUGCAAACUGCAUCCGCCACGCUGAGUAUAAUUAUAGAGGACGAGAACGAUAAUAAUCCAAAAUUCCGGAAACCCUUCUACAGACGUUCCGUUACCGAGAACAGUAAAAAUGGCGUCAAUAUCGUGAACAUCGUUGCCGAUGACGCUGAUAAAAAUCGUAGCAUCACUUACUCCUUGCAAGGACCGAAGGAGAUAGCCGAGCUUGUGGAUUUGGAUUCUGAAACUGGAGAAAUGGUCGUUGCUACUAAAAUUGACAGAGAAUUAUAUUCGUGGCUUAAUUUGUCCGUCAGAGCUACAGAUUCCGGAAUUCCACCUCGAUCCAGCUUGGUGGAAGUGUAUAUUCAAGUGUUAGACGAAAACGACAAUAAUCCGUAUUUCGUUUCGAAUGUCAGUAACGUGACCGUCAUGGAAAACUCCAAAAUCGGCACGGAGAUCGCUGUUAUACAGGCGAGAGAUCCCGACAGCGGAGAUUAUGGCAAAAUUACUUACCUUUUAGACAGAAUGUCGUCACAGGGGACUUUUGCUAUCCAUCCAGAAACCGGGUCCCUGACAGUGGCUGACGUCCUGGACUGGGAGACCAAACACAGCUACGUUCUAGUUAUAGAAGCUUGGGACAAUUAUCAGUUCGGUUAUACAGCAGGAGAGUCCCGAAAUGCAUUCAAACGAAUCCAGGUAACCGUCAUCGAUGUGAAUGACAAUGCUCCAAAGAUGGACAUACCGCAAAAUUGCGUCUCCAUAUCGGAGUUUCACGACAUGCGCGACCUGAUUUUCGUCAUUAAAACGAAGGAUGCGGACGACCCGACCACACCGAACGGCCGUGUCAUAAUUAGAAUCCUUUCUGGCAAUGAAGUAGGUUUAUUCAUACUGGAGCAAACUGAUUAUUGGACGGCGAAGAUCAAAGCCGCGCGAUCGUUGAGAGGAAAAUUCGGUAAUUACACGCUACACGUGGAAGCGCGCGAUUUAGGAACACCUUCCAAAAAGGAUAAUGGAAUUUUGGAAAUUUGUGUCACGGAUUACAACGAUAAUCCGCCGAUGUUCAUCAGUCCCCAGCACAACACUACCAUUCGAGUUCCAGAGAAUAUAACGGUGGGAAGCCCGAUCAUUCAAGUCGAGGCGAGAGACGCUGAUACGGGAUUAAACGGCGACGUGCAUUAUCGUCUGAAGCAAGACCUGGCGGGUCACUGGAGAACCUUUCGCAUCAACGAGAAAACUGGCGUGAUAUUUCUGAAAUCGCCGCUCGAUAGGGAGAUGCAGAAAUUAUACGAGAUUCGAGUGGAAGCGUACGACUUGGGUACUCCGACGCCUCUGAGUUCCGAUCUCGAUCUGAUCAUCUACGUUCGAAAUAUCAACGACUUUGAGCCGCAAUUUUUGCUGGACACUUUUCACAUCAACUUCACGGAGGAACAACUUCCUGGAUCGGAGAUAAUAGUGCUUCCGGAAACAAUCGACAGAGACGAAGUCGAUGACUUGGACGAUCCUCCCACGCAAGCUUGUUACUUCAUCGUGGGAGGGAACGAUGAUGGACUGUUCACUUUAGAUAUCUAUAGACACGAGCUUGGCACGGCAAAAAUAUUGGAUAGAGAGCGGCAAGAAGAACACAUCUUGCUCAUUAAAGCAACAGAAGAUUGCGAGACCGUGCCACUCAACGAAACGACAUUCGACGAGGCUGACGACACUCUGUUGCAAGUCGUGGUAAAAGUUGACGACAUCAACGACAAUGCGCCAUGCUUCAUCAACAAGAUCUUUACGGGCGGAGUCACCACCGAGGCCGACUUUGGCACGCAAUUUAUGCACGUUAAGGCGAUCGAUUUGGACGCCGGCGAUAACGCAGUGCUCAGUUAUUAUCAAGUAGGUAAAAUGCACAUGACAUUAACUGAAGGUUUCGAAAAUAUGCAGCUGCAGCCUUUUCUCGUAAAUAAGGAUACCGGGGCAGUGAGUCUGAAUUUCGACCCGCAGCGAGGGAUGAAGGGUUACUUUGAUUUUAUGGUGCUUGUUAACGACACAUACGGACUGCAAGAUACCGCGAGGGUUUUCAUUUAUUUAUUACGAGAGGACCAACGAGUUCGUUUUGUUCUUCGCCAACAUCCUCCAGAAGUCAGAAGUCGGAUAGAAACGUUCCGAGAAGUCCUGGGUAACGUAACCAGCGCUAUUAUCAACGUCGACGAAUACAAGGUGCACGAGAAUCAAGAUGGUUCUGUGGACCGUACGAAAACGGAUUUAUAUUUGCAUCUGGUGAAUCGCCGGGACAAUUCGAUUCUGGAAGUAUCCGAGGUUCUCGAACUGGUCGACCGGAACAUCGAGAAACUCGACAAUCUGUUCAAGGAGUUCAACGUCCUCGACACGCAGCCGGCAAAAACUCAACCGAUCGUGCAAUACGAACAAGCUGGAACCACUUUCUGGCUCCUCACGUUGACUCUGUUUCUAGGAGCACUACUGAUACUGUGUGUCACCCUAUAUCUAUCCCAAAGAGCAUCUUUCCGAAGACAACUGAAAGCGGCGAACGCGUCACCAUUUGGUGCGUCGGACUCGGAAUUUAUCCGAAGUCCUGGCCGUGUCCCGAACACGAACAAACACAGCGUGGAAGGCUCGAAUCCCAUAUGGAUGCACGCUUACGAGAACGAGUGGUUCAAGAACGACGAGUCGUUCAGCCAUACGUCCGAGAGAGAUUCCCUCGAUGAGAACGCGCUCAAUAACGAGGAAAUGAUGAACGAAGCCAAUACAAACCAAAGAGCCGAAGAUAAACCGUAUUAUAUAGAGCCGAGAAUUUCUACAAUUUCCAGCGUCGAGAGCAUAGAUAUUCAAAAUGAUUACAGCAGAGCUUCGCCGAUUUACGCAGGACACAGCGCAAUCGUCAAUCCCCUAGGAAAAAAGAUCGAAACAACAGAAUUGUAGCGAAUCGCUGGAUAUCUAAAUGAUAAACGAUUAGCUAAUUAUAAUAAUAAUAACAUUACCAAACUAUUUAGAUAAAGAGCGCAGUGCGGAAUUACAUUGUAAAUAAUUACGUUGCAUGAUUCAUUGAAACGGACACAUUUUACGGGCUAUUACAAAGUUACAGAUGCAGUGUUCUCGCGAAGUAUUUAUUGUGCGUGUGUGUAGGAAUGAAAUUAAUAUAAGUGAGAAGUAAUGUAUAUUUAAUUUAUAUUGUAAGAUAUGUAAGAGAUAUUUCAUUGUCAUAACGAGAGAGAAAGUAUUCCACGAGGACUUUAUUUAUAUAUUAAUAUUAAUCAACAUUGAUUAAGUAUCUGCACCACGACUCGUUAUA
Messenger RNA from Harpegnathos saltator (Jerdon's jumping ant), 6895 nucleotides. RefSeq names its product cadherin 88C (gene Cad88C). NCBI's taxonomy places the organism in Eukaryota, Metazoa, Arthropoda, Insecta, Hymenoptera, Formicidae. Gene Ontology annotation, cellular component: catenin complex; plasma membrane. Gene Ontology annotation, molecular function: cadherin binding; calcium ion binding; beta-catenin binding. Gene Ontology annotation, biological process: homophilic cell-cell adhesion; multicellular organism development; cell migration. The coding region runs from base 835 to 6525 and encodes 1896 amino acids. The transcript is spliced from 25 exons. The record is from RefSeq and is a predicted model, not a curated record.